AUGAUAGCAGCCCAGCUCCUGGCCUAUUACUUCACUGAGCUCAAAGAUGAUCAGGUCAAAAAGAUCGACAAGUAUUUGUACGCAAUGCGGCUCUCAGACGAAACCUUAACGGAUAUUAUGUCUCGGUUCAAAAAGGAAAUGGAAGAUGGUCUGUCAAGGGAUACAAACCCAACAGCAAUUGUCAAGAUGCUUCCCACCUUUGUGAGAUCCAUUCCCGAUGGGACAGAAAAGGGAGAUUUCAUCGCUCUGGAUCUCGGGGGGUCACAUUUUCGGAUACUACGAGUAAAGGUUUCUCAUGAAAAGAAACAAACGGUGCAGAUGGAGAGUGAGAUCUAUGAUACACCAGAGGACAUUAUCCAUGGCACAGGCACUAGGCUCUUUGACCAUGUUGCCGAAUGCCUGGGAGAUUUCAUGGAGAAGAAGCAGAUCAAAGACAAGAAGCUGCCUGUCGGAUUCACCUUUUCCUUCCCAUGCAUGCAAUCUAAAUUAGAUGAGGGCAUUUUGUUGACCUGGACUAAAAGAUUCAAGGCCAGUGGGGUGGAAGGGAUGGAUGUGGUUAAAUUGUUAAACAAGGCCAUCAAGAAACGAGGAGACUAUGAUGCAGAUAUUAUGGCUGUAGUGAAUGACACAGUUGGCACCAUGAUGACCUGUGGGUUUGAUGACCAGAGAUGUGAAGUUGGCAUAAUCAUUGGUACUGGAACAAAUGCCUGUUACAUGGAGGAACUGAGGCACAUUGAUUUAGUGGAAGGAGACGAGGGAAGGAUGUGUAUUAACACAGAAUGGGGAGCAUUUGGAGAUGAUGGCUUAUUAGAGGACAUUAGAACAGAGUUUGAUCGAGAGAUUGACCGAGGCUCUAUGAAUCCGGGAAAACAACUAUUUGAAAAGAUGGUGAGUGGCAUGUAUAUGGGAGAAUUGGUUAGACUUAUAUUGGUAAAGAUGGCCAAAGAAGGUCUUCUGUUUGAAGGAAGAAUCACUCCAGAACUCUUAACUAGAGGGAAGUUCGAAACUAAGCAUGUGUCCGCCAUUGAGAAGAGUAAAGAAGGAUUAAGCAAAGCCAAAGAUAUACUGACAAGGUUAGGGGUGGAACCUUCCCAUGAAGACUGCAUUGCUGUACAACACGUGUGUACAAUCGUCUCCUUCCGUUCUGCCAACCUGAUAGCUGCUACACUGGGUGGUAUCUUAACUCGUCUCCGGGACAAUAAAGGGGUCCCCAGGUUGCGAACCACAGUAGGCAUUGAUGGGUCACUUUACAAGAUGCAUCCACAAUACGCCCGACGUCUGCAUAAAACUGUGAGACGCUUGGUCCCUGACUGUGACGUGCGUUUUUUGCUGUCAGAAAGUGGCAGUGGUAAGGGUGCUGCUAUGGUGACAGCGGUGGCUUAUCGGCUGGCAGAGCAGAGGCGACAGAUUGAUGAGACGCUUGAGGAAUUCUGCCUUAGUAAAGAGCAGUUGCAGGAGGUGAAGAGGAGGAUGCGAAUCGAGAUUGAAUGUGGAUUGAAGAAAAAAACUCACGAAACUGCAAAAGUGAAAAUGCUGCCAACGUUUGUUCGCAGCACACCAGAUGGCACAGAAAAUGGUGAUUUUCUGGCCCUGGACCUUGGAGGAACAAACUUUAGAGUAUUACUUGUAAAGAUAAGAAGUGGUAAAAGACGAACCGUGGAAAUGCAUAAUAAAAUUUAUGCCAUUCCUGUAGAUGUCAUGCAAGGCACUGGGGAGGAGCUCUUCGAUCACAUUGUUCACUGCAUCUCAGAUUUCCUUGACUACAUGGGGAUUAAAGGAGCCCGGCUUCCCUUGGGAUUCACCUUCUCCUUCCCCUGCAAGCAGACCAGCUUAGAUGCUGGUAUCCUGCUAACCUGGACCAAAGGCUUCAAGGCAACCGACUGUGAGGGUGAGGAUGUAGUGAGCUUACUAAGAGAAGGGAUCAAGAGGAGAGAGGAAUUUGACUUGGAUGUAGUUGCCAUAGUAAAUGAUACAGUUGGAACAAUGAUGACUUGCGCUUAUGAAGAUCCAAACUGUGAAAUCGGUCUUAUUGUGGGUACUGGCAGCAAUGCGUGCUACAUGGAAGAGACGAAAAACAUAGAAAUGGUGGAUGGAGACGAAGGGAGAAUGUGUGUCAAUAUGGAAUGGGGAGCUUUUGUCAUAAUGGGUGCCUGGAUGACAUUAGAACAAAAUAUGACAAAGCUGUUGAUGAACUUUCACUAAACUCAGGAAAACAAAGGUAUGAGAAGAUGAUUAGUGGAAUGUAUUUAGGAGAAAUUGUACGCAAUAUUUUAAUGGACUUUACAAAAAGAGGAUUCCUAUUUAGAGGUCAGAUUUCAGAGGCCCUGAAAACAACGAGCAUCUUUGAAACCAAAUUUCUUUCACAGAUUGAGAGUGACAGACUAGCCCUGUUACAAGUGCGAUCCAUCCUCCAGCAGCUGGGUCUGAACAGCACCUGUGAUGACAGUAUAAUUGUUAAAGAGGUGUGUGGAGUGGUAUCGAGACGGGCGGCACAGCUAUGUGGUGCUGGGAUGGCAGCUGUAGUGGAUAAGAUAAGGGAAAACCGGGGCCUGGAGCAUCUGGAGGUUACUGUUGGCGUUGAUGGAACACUGUAUAAACUUCAUCCACAUUUUCUCCAGAAUCAUGCACCAGACAGUGGCAGAUCUCGCCCCCAAGUGCAAUGUCUCCUUCCUUCUCUCCGAGGACGGCAGUGGGAAAGGAGCAGCUCUUAUCACUGCUGUGGGGUGCAGACUUCGUGAUGCUGAGCAGAAUUAA
Messenger RNA from Staurois parvus, 2754 nucleotides. Lineage: Eukaryota; Metazoa; Chordata; Amphibia; Anura; Ranidae. The record is from the annotation of a GenBank genome assembly.